GCGCGCGCGAAUAAUACAAUAUCCCGCGAGAAACGAUCGAGAAACCGUGUCCGACAGCUGGUCGAUGAUGACGCUUUUAAAUCUCUUCCAGCGUCUUGGUCAAUUAGAGAAUGUGUCGCUUCUUUUUGGCAAUUCACGCAAUCUUGAGAAAGCUCGUAAAAUAGUUUCGUGUACAUAGCAAUGAUCCUGAUACGAACGUAAAAGUCAUUUGUCAGUCCGAUAAUCGGAAUCAUUCUGCUUGAAUUUUAUAGGCAGGCUUAAACUAGAAGGAGGUAACAAUCACGGCAGACGCGUGAACGUUCCGGAUAAAAGAGAAACUCAUUCGUACUUAUUUGUCGCGAAAUAAUAUGUGUCAAAAACGAUGCGUAAAGUGGAUGGUAUCGUUAUAAAUGGAAGAUUGAGAAAAAUUCUCUCGAUUGAUACUUGUAUAUGCUGAAUUCACUACGGGCUACGGUACCUCAAGAAAUUGUUCGAGAUUGUAACAAUUACUACUUCUUUCUUAUUUCCGCUGCUGUAAUAAAGAUGAUCAAACGACAAUUUCGCGGCUCCAAAAAGAUUUAAAAAAAUGGGCAGACGAAUCUUGUCGUAGUGUCGAAAUUGUCUUUAACGUCGUGUCUGGCAAAAAUGUGGAAAGUCGAUUGGAUGGCGUCGCGUCGCGAAGAAUGUAAAGCUCUCUUCUUCGCGAAUCUGGUCACGAACGAGAACUACAUCCAUCCCAUCGACCUCUAGCCACCACCGCGGCAGCCUGGAACAUUGUUCCUCGUAAAACUAAAGUCGUCGAGCCACUUGCCUUUUGCGUGCGAGCAGAUACACUUGAUGCUGGAUCAACGAGAAAUACAAAGCAUCUAAUUAGUUGGAGCAAAGAAAGUCAAGUGUGUGAUCUUCGUAUCGUGAAAUUCGAGAAUUUAUCAAGCAGCCGCUUUCGGACUUUGAAUAAUUUCAUUGAAGCACGACGGCAAGUGGUGAACUCUUCAAGAGAAAUCGAAGGUGAGAUCGAACACGAUCUUCGGAACUUGACUCUCUCUCGGAGAAAGAAACGUUUUACAAUAUCCAGACGAGGAAAAAGUGAUCGCGAUUAUUUAUUCACUUGAUUGCCCAUAUUGUGUAUGUGCGACUUGUAAAACGGAAUUCAUUAAUCUUGCGCCAUCGAACGUUCAACAAUUUCAGGCGAUUUCAAUGGUCUGAAUUCGCCAGAGCAACCCCAAGCUUUUUCGCAAGCGCGCUUAUUUUGCGCGGCAUCUUACUCGUAUCCUCGAUAAAGUGUCGCACCGGCAAUUGUCGUUUCUUGCGUGAAUUAUCGAUCUCGUCGCCUAAACGGACAAGACGACACGACACGGUACGGUACUCCGAUCUCGUCUCGCGUUGGUCACGAUCGGUGCGUGACAUCCGGCAUAGGCCAGUUGCACAUACGAAUUCAUCCGUCCAGGAUGGUAGCCGAGCUUGCCGGCAUUUUCACGUCGACGUUCGACGGAAGAACAUCCCUGACGGUCGCUUUCGCGAAACAGCGCGCACGACCCAAGUGGAUCCAAACAGCGACGCGUGAGCCGAUUUAUAGUGUCCUAGACAGCAACGAGACCAUCCCGCAGAAUCCUCCGUUGGCCGUCCUUGGCAAGGUCGUAAUAAUCAGAGCGGUGAAGAAGGACGAGCUCAAAUCGGAGACGCUCAGAGACGAGCGAUCGUCUCGCCUCGAGGUCGAGAACGAGAACGAUUUGUACAGCGUGGUGAGCAAAUGCAAGAAGGUGCGACUGCCGGAAACGUCGUCCUCCGACGAAGAGGCAAUUCGGCCUGUCGAUCAGACUCGAAUCGAGCGUUCGAUUCUCACGAAUCUCGACGGAAAAAAGCCGACGGAAGACGCGUCCAAACGUGUCGAGGUGAAAAAGUGGCUUCGCGACACACCCGCCAUGUAUUCCGAUCGCACUUCGGACUACGAGAAUCCGUGGCACGAGAGAGAGGCUGCUACAAUAGCGUUGCCCAAAGGAGUAGUCGGACUGGUUGGGCCCUAUAGAGUAUACAGGAAUCCCAACGAGAGGCGAGAGUAUAUGCUUCAGGAGGAAGAACUAGUCGAGGAGACGGUGCAAGACGAAAAUACAGGCGAGCAGCGUUCCAGGGCAAAGUGGAGGAUCAGGGAGGACGACGAGGCGACGUUGGUUCCCAGUAUUCGAGAUCUACCGAGUCUCGAAAGCUUUGUGGAAAGAAAAAUGGAGGACCGAGAGAGAGAGAGCGAGCUAGAACCGCCAAUGAAAAUGGAAAAGUCGGCAUGCGUCGGAGGAGGAGGGACGUCGUUCAGAGGAGAGGAGCGAUCGACAGAUUUGCCGGAUACGGUAUCCGCGGCCUCAUCGUCCGCGGCCACGUCGAUGAGGAAUAAGGCGGGCAAUGAACAGCACGACAAGGACAGCCUGAACGAGACCGGAAGUACAACGGGCGGCACCGUGGAGGGUGUGCCGGGUGGUGCCCCGAGCAGGGCUGACAGGACCAAGGACAACGAGCAGCCGCCCGCGCAGGCAUCCACCAGCUCGGCGCAACCAGCGAGGUCCUUGGUCUCGAGGAUCCUGGCGAGGACGCGAUCUCCUGACGAUUUGCUGGAUCACUCGGAACCCUACUCGCAACUAUGGGUCGUUCUCUCAAACGUGUACGGCGAGCUUAUCGUCGUCCUAACGAUGGCGUUAUGUUUGGCCGAGGUCAUGGACACGCCUGUACCUCUGCUCAGUUUGCAAGGCGUCUUCCUCAUGUACCUCUACGUGGGCAGCAUCGCCGUCAUCAUCGGCAUUUACAUAUGGGUGCUGGUCGACAGCUGUGGCAGCUUGAGCCGAGGUGGUAACGGGCUCGGUGACGCGGAACUCGGCGGCGCGUCGCUCACCAGGUUUGGGUCGUUAAAACGAGCGCACAUCUCCAGAGCCAGGACUGCACCAACCAGUUUUUACAUACGUGUCGGCGCGCUUCUGUUUGGCCUGGCGACGCUGGUCUUCAACGGUCUGGAGAUGGCGAUGCACUCGAUGAUGCAGGGCGCCGAAUGCUUGACCGACGUUGUCUUCGUGCACCCAGUGCUGCACGGCCUGUUCACCUUCUUGCAGAUGCACUUUCUCUUCGUAAACUCGCAGGCGAGCAUCAGUCUUACGUUAAUUGCAUUAAACAGACACGUACGUGGUCAGACAAUGCGUGAACGCGUUUCUUCGUUCCGCUCUGAUCGUUUCGCCAUGUAUCGCUAUACAAUCGUACAGCGAACGCAUCAAAACGCGCACGGAAGAUUCUUACAGAUUCUAAAUUCAGAUUUGGAAAAACGAAAAACGAAACCGUUCGAUGAAAUUUCAUUGGAAAUUGAUCGACGUUACAUAUUUAUUCGAGAUUUACCAAGAGAACAUUCUGUCCUACCGGCAACUCCUCAGGUCCUCGUGGAACGCUUCGGUCUAGCAGCCAGAUUCGGCUUCACGCACCUCGCAGCCACGAAUAUCGCGGUCUGGACGCGUCUAGUGAUAUGGGACUCCGCGCAAGAAUGGACUUACUUUGUACACUUGGCGCAGCACGAGCAGGAAACAUCCGUGUCUCCGCUAAAUCUACGAGGAUUUCCCGGAUCCCUGACGAGACAGUCGCGAGAUCUUAUAGAAGAUUCUACGACGAAAACGAGCACCUUCAAACCUUAUCAACCUGUCUCCAACGAACAAAUCUCUCAGGUGAUCGCGUUGCAGGAGUGCUUGAACACCAACACCUUAGGACAAUUGUGGACUUCGAGUAUGCCCUUCCUCUAUCCCUUCAUUGUUCAAUUCAGUCUAAUCGCCGCGGCGGUGACCUUCGUAAUGGGUCAGAAUGUCGGCCGGAACCGGCUGAUGAAGCAAAAGUUUCAUGGGAGCAAGGAUCUGAGCAGUCACAGCAGAAUAGGUUGCGACGGCUCCAGCAAGGGUCUUUUCCUGGGUAUCCUGUGUAUGGUCGCCGGCAUCGUGGUGAUUCUCAUCUUCCUGGUUGUGCGGGAGGACGAGAAUUUCCCGUCGGCCACUCUCUCCUGGCUUACCUGCGGCACUCUGAUCGGCAUACUGACGCUCAGCAGUCUGAUGACCGCCAGCGGCCUCGUGCAAGUGCGCCAGAUCUCGGUGGUGACGAGAGCGCCGGCCGCCCUGGACAGUCUCCUAUCGAACGUGUCGCUCUUUGGCGUGCAACUCUACUCCGUAUUCACCAUCGUGGUGUGCGCUUGUUCUCUGGCGACAUCGGAUGACAGCGAGAACGAGGACACUCGGGCGAGGCAUAUCAUGCUGCUGUCGACAUCGAUUCUGCAGCUGGUGCAGUGCUUCGCGCAGAGCACAUUGAUCGCCGAGACUUCGCGACGCUCGUGCAUCACACGCUUCCAAAUGCUGGCGAAACCGGGUCGUCAGGUCAUAACCUUCCUGCUCUUCAGCAAUGCCGUUCUUUGGGCCUUUGACACGGUCAUCACGCAAAACUGGCUGUCGCAGGAACUGCAACUCAGGUUCUUCGGUGUGCUCGCUUGGGGCGUGCUGUCUAGGAUCGGCCUGCCUCUGCUUAUCUUUUACAGGUUCCAUAGUUGUGUACUGCUGCUGGAGGCGUGGAAUAAAUCACAUCCUGGCUCGCGAGAUUCUCUCUCUUCCGGGAGAUUGGUGCUUGAAUCGUCAAUGGGCAACGAAUACGCCGCUCGCAAACGUUUGCUGUACCCGCAUUCACUAUCACUGGACGCGGUGCAUCUCCUUCCUUACGUGGACAGCGCGAGCUGGUUGUAUCUGGACCCGAAUCCUGUUUUUCCCGUACAUCUGCCGAACUUCAAGUGCGACGAAUCUUUAUGUGGACAGCAGUAUCAUUAUCACCACCGUCACCAUCGUCACCAUCAUCAUCAUCAUCAGCAGCAGCAGCAGCAGCAGCAGCAGCAGCAGUAUCAGCAGCAACACUAUCAUCACCGUCAUUGUCGCCAGAGGAAACACCGUCGAGUAUUGAGUGAUCCCGGUGCCGGUAGAUACAACGGCGACGCGGCGAGCACACAUCGAAGGGUACUCAGCAGCAGCAGUGCCGGGAUUGAUCUGAUGCGCGCGUCAAUAGACGAAGCCAAUGAAGAGGAUCCGUCGCCCGAGGAAACAGGAGCGUCGACCUUCAGAAAAGUGCCAUGGCACCCCAAUUUGCACAUGCUCAAGAUUAGGAGAACGUAGUGACAUAGUUAACGCCACCACGUGACUAUUAUAACGAAGUAAGAUGAACAAGCAAAGUCUCGAAUCAUAGAAAUGUGAAAUGUAAACGACGUUUCGAUCUUUCGGAUAAUUUGGGAGUUUCGGAACCAUGUCAUUAUAAAUUGUAGCAACAAAUGAGCAAAGUGCGCCCAUGUUAGAUUACGACUAUUUCAUUAUUAUAUAAUAAAGUUAACUGUUCAAGUAAAUCAAUUAUAUUCCUAUGAUUACGAUUGAUCAGUGCGCUAUAGAAUCUUAGGCGAUCUAAACAUGUUAUCGGGCUUUUAAUUUGGCAGUUUACACGUUGAUUUUUUUCACUUCCACACGAAUGUAACGUGUCGUGUUGUUCAUUUAUCUCUGCAAAUGCGACGGAUUACCUUUAUAAUAAUUAUAACGUCGCUUUGACCGCCGUAAAGCAAUUUUAACAAAUCUUAAACAAAAUAUGCUUUACACAAUAUCUCCGAAAAUGCCGCCAACACUGUUCAAUUUCACGUGCAAUAUUUCUAGUUUUAAGUUUUAUGGCUAUACUGUACAAAAUGAUGCGACUAAAUGUAUACCGUAGACAAUGGCGUUGACGUGAUUCCGUCGUCGCUAUCGCGAGAGCCAUCGAGAUUGCAUCGUGUUCGUGAAAAUGAUGAUGCAAUGCUCUGUAUCUUUAGUAAUUAAUGCAGAAAAAGAGAGAGAAGAAGGGAGGCAGCGAGAGAGAGAGAGAGAGAGAGAGAGAGAGAGAGAGAGAGAGAGAGAGAGAGAGAG
Molecule: messenger RNA, 5909 nt
Organism: Odontomachus brunneus
Lineage: Eukaryota; Metazoa; Arthropoda; Insecta; Hymenoptera; Formicidae
Biological process (GO): proton transmembrane transport
Cellular component (GO): membrane
Molecular function (GO): proton channel activity
Source: RefSeq, a predicted model, not a curated record